AUGUUUCUUAAAAAGAACUAUUUUUUAAAUUCAAAACAUUUUCUCAAGGCCAAAGAGAAGCGUUCACAAAAAAAAAGAAGCUUUUCGCUUAUGGUGGCAAAACGAGAAACACAGAGAAUGGGAGACACGCGUGGAUUUGUGUUUGUUAAUGCUCUCCUGGAGAUAUACGUACGUAUAGCUAAGCUAAGGUACUCUCACAAUUGUAGAAGUUUAUUAGCAGCUUUUCAUGACCUCAUACACGGCUUACAGCAAUCUAAUUGA
Molecule: messenger RNA, 261 nt
Organism: Clunio marinus
Lineage: Eukaryota; Metazoa; Arthropoda; Insecta; Diptera; Chironomidae
Source: the annotation of a GenBank genome assembly